AUGGAUUUCUCUUAUAAAGUCACGUCUGCAGCGGAAGACACUGUCAGUCAUGUGUCACCUGAUGGUGAGGACUCCAGGGACAGUGGACUUGGCAGUGAUGUCCAGUUUGAUGACUCCUUCACCUUCUCUGAUAUCCUUGGACUCAAAGUCGACUCACCGAAAGCAAGUAGUUCUCCUGUUGAUUUCAAAUUGAGGACUCCGUAUGCAGAGUUAUCACGAACCAGCUGUGAUACUCCUGUUGGUCGUGCACUUUCCUUUGGAUCGCCACAAUCAGAGGAUGAUUACGUGUUGAAGGACUUCAGUCUUGAGAAUGUUUCUACCAGCAGCUCCAAUGCUUCAUAUGUAACGGAAUUCAAGGGACUCAAUCUAUCGCUAUCUGCAACUCCCUCAUCAUCGCCGUCAUUUGGACAACGUCUACGGAAAUCACUAGCAUCAAAAUUCGAUGCUGAUGAGGACAGUUCGUUCACUUUUUGCAAAAGGCGAUCUUUGAACAAACGAAAACAGGCAUCUUUGAGCUCACAGUCAAAACGUUGCAAAUUUGAUACUGAUUCGACUGACAUUUCAACUUUGAAUGAAAGCAUCUCAAUGGACUUCAGUGCUUUGGGACAUUCAGACAACGCUCCUAGACUUACAAACGAGGCUCACAUCAAAUCUGUGUUGAAUCGUUGCGCUGAUGAGGACAAUCUCACUGGUGACCUUUCCCAAGCAUGCUCACUGCCCUGUGUGAGUGGCAAACAUCAAGAUCUGAAAUACGUCACAGUGGAUACCGUAGGACAGUUACUCGCAGGGGAACAUGACGAAUCUGUUGAGUAUAAAAUCAUCGAUUGCCGAUAUCCGUACGAAUAUGAAGGCGGCCAUAUUGAAAAUGCUGAGAACCUGUACACCAAGGACGAGAUCACAAGUGAAUUCGUAGCAAGGUUGCAACGAACAACCGAUGGGGAGAAACGUCUUGUGCUCAUCUUCCAUUGUGAGUUUUCAUCAGAACGAGGACCAAAACUCGCACGUUUCUUGAGGAACCAGGAUCGUGAAAUGAACAAGGACAAUUAUCCUCAUCUUCAUUAUCCUGAAGUAUACGUUAUGGAGGGCGGCUAUAAGAAUUUUUACGAGCAUUGCCUUGAGAAAUGUGUGCCGCAGACUUACAUGCCAAUGUUACACAAGGACUUCUCCGAUGAUUUGAAAUUCUACCGUUCCAAAGCCAAGUCAUGUGACAGGAAGAAGUCGAGGAAGCCAUUAUCCCGCCGCCUUGUUCUCUGA
Messenger RNA from Lineus longissimus, 1254 nucleotides. RefSeq names its product M-phase inducer phosphatase 1-B-like. Bases 1 to 1254 code for a protein of 417 amino acids. The record is from RefSeq and is a predicted model, not a curated record. The transcript has a single exon. NCBI's taxonomy places the organism in Eukaryota, Metazoa, Nemertea, Pilidiophora, Heteronemertea, Lineidae. Gene Ontology annotation, molecular function: protein tyrosine phosphatase activity. Gene Ontology annotation, cellular component: cytoplasm; nucleus. Gene Ontology annotation, biological process: positive regulation of G2/MI transition of meiotic cell cycle; positive regulation of G2/M transition of mitotic cell cycle; G2/M transition of mitotic cell cycle.